AUGGUAUACGGUUUAGAGUUUAGAGAAAUUGCUCUUUUUUUUCAGGUAAUUUACUUGAAUGGCGCCUGCUUUUUUAUUUAUGUCGACAGUUUUUUCAAAUUUGAAAAUUCGAUUGCUUUGUACUGUAUGGGACUGUAUUGUGGUAGUUUUGGACUAUACCCCAAAACAUGCAUCAUUUCCAAGGUCUCAGCCUUCUCAAAAUUUAUACAGUUCCAUUAUUUUUAUUCGUCUUAUGUAACCAUUCCAUUGGGCCCAACCGACGUUAAAGCUGAGUAUAUGAGAGAGUCCAUUCAGCAGAUUUAUGGAGACGAUACAUUCAAACUUUCCUAUUAUACCGACUCUUCUAAAGACCUUAUCAUUAACUGGCAAGAUUUUGGUGGAGCUUUUACACUUUGUGGAAUUAUGCAAUUAUGCAUUUCUACAAUGAUGAUUUGUGGUUGGAAGACGUUUAAAAAAUUGAAAAGUGUCGGAGCAUCGAUGAGUCCGAAAACGAAAGAAUUGAAUAAUCAAUUGUUCAAAGCGCUGGUUUUUCAGACUCUCAUCCCGUUGUGCAUUAUGUUUGGUCCGGUUGGCGCUUUAUAUAUCCUGCCAAUGUUUUCUAUUAAUAUUGGAAAAUUGGCAAAUGCUCCAAGUUUGUAUGCUGGAUUUUAUCCGGCUCUUGAUGCGCUGGUUGCAAUUCUUAUGAUCAGAGAUUAUCGGGAUACUGUACUUUGCAAAAAAUCAAAAAUAAAAUCGCACGGUAGCGUUGUACCAGCCACACAUCAGUCGUCAAAUUUUGCACAGACUGAGUAA
This is a messenger RNA of Caenorhabditis briggsae, 792 nucleotides long. RefSeq names its product Protein CBR-STR-122 (gene Cbr-str-122). Gene Ontology annotation, biological process: G protein-coupled receptor signaling pathway; olfactory behavior. Bases 1 to 792 code for a protein of 263 amino acids. The record is from RefSeq and is a predicted model, not a curated record. NCBI's taxonomy places the organism in Eukaryota, Metazoa, Nematoda, Chromadorea, Rhabditida, Rhabditidae. Gene Ontology annotation, molecular function: G protein-coupled olfactory receptor activity. The transcript is spliced from 8 exons.